CGAGCACAAUUAAGUAAUUAGCGUCAAACGCUAUUGAAAAUCAUAGUGAAAUGUUGUGCGCUGUGAAACGUUUAACGGUAAUUACAAGUAUAUUAGCGUACUUACUUGUAAACACGGCCGCUUUUUCGGAAAUGUGGCCAGGAAGUCUUACAACAACAAUGCCUCUUCAUUUAUCGGAAAUAGUCAAAAAUUUGCUCAAUAAUAUUGAGAGAGACGGCGAUUGGAAUGAGAACGUCGAUUCGGCUUUGUUGUUUGUUGAAUUUUUGGUAAAACAAAAAGUGUUACAACAAAAGUCUUCAGUUUUGGACACGGCGAUUGGCAGUUUAUAUUUGGAAAUUCUUGAAAAAAUUAGCUCAAUACGUAUGAAAGUGAUUCAAAGCUUUGGUGCGCACAAUUUACAAGCUGUCUUCCAACAUAAUCUAAUAAUAAUGGGUUUCACGUUGCGACGGCAUCAAAUCGAUAAAAACUUGGAAUUCAAAACAAUGGCGCAAAAUUAUUCAACACUGCUUGGAACAGGAUUUCCGAAUGAUACAUUCGCAGGUCUGUGCUUGAUGCAUUCACAAGGUCUGGAACUAUGUGAACGAUUGCGACGUACUUGUCUGCCCGUGAUUAAAAUCAGCACACCAACAUAUGGUUUUCGGCGUACACAUCAAGCUUUACAGUUAUUCUUUCUUAUGCACCAUAAUUGUGCACAUUUUUAUGGCACGCGACUUUCCUUCGAAAUUCUGGCCACCGAGCAUUGCUCGCAGGUGUAUCGUGAACAUCAGUUAAUCGCCAUGCUUGACAGCAAAGAAUGGCAGGAAUUGUAUAUAGAACAGAGUGCCAUUUGCGGACUUUUUGGUUUUGCGGAGUUUCUUAACGUCGAAGAAUUGACAAAAAUUAUAGACUGGGAAAGUGCUGCCACUUGCGGUUGCAUUAAAUCACAUUUGAUCAGGGAAAUACAGAGAAACUGCCGUUGCACGGACCACAAGCACGUCGUUUUGUUAGUGCAGUUCGUCAAUGCUAUGCUUUUUUUGAUUUAA
Bactrocera latifrons is the source of this 1022-nucleotide messenger RNA. RefSeq lists its product as uncharacterized. The record is from RefSeq and is a predicted model, not a curated record. The transcript has 5 exons. The coding region runs from base 51 to 1022 and encodes 323 amino acids. Lineage: Eukaryota; Metazoa; Arthropoda; Insecta; Diptera; Tephritidae. Gene Ontology annotation, cellular component: cytosol; membrane.